UUUUUUCGGCCAUUUCCGGUUGUGUGUUUUACGGACGCUUCGUGUCUGUCCGAGGACUUUGUCAUUUUUCAGUUGUAGAGUUCAAACUACAUUUAUGAAAAUUAAGUAAUUUUUGUUAUAAUACAGUUUUUUUAAUCGUUUCAGAAUAUGAGUGUGAUGUGAUAGUGUAAUGAGGAACUGCUUGAAUUCAUAUCAAAAGAAAUCUUGGCAGUUGUGUAAAUAGCGCGUAGUGGUAUCUGCGCGUAUGUUAUGCGCAUUCGCAGACAGAUGAGCGCGGGAUUGCGGUACCCAGACGCGAGGGGACUGUAGUAUGAUUGCUUAUGUAUAGAAACGUUUCAUGGAGUCUUUUAUGAAGUGACAAAUAACACGAAAUCAACGUUCCUUACGCAUUGGUCAUUGAAAUACGUAAAAUCGGUAUUCGGUCCUGAAAGGACCAUACAAUGGAUGGUACCAAUGUGAAUGGCGGGAAUGCCGAUCGGGCGCACGAGAAUCCUAACCUAGAAACAGAUAAUAUGCCGGAUCUACGAGAGAUAAUUAAAGUAGAAACAGCCACAAUAAUGGAUGGGCAAGAGGUGAACGGCGAUAUUAAAAGUUCGCUGAAAAAGGGUACGGAAUUUAAUGCUAGAAAAAAGCUUUAUAAUUCAAGUAGUAUAAUUGAAAGUGAUACAAUAUUAAAUAUAAAAGGACGCAAACGGAAACUAUCAGAGCCAGAUGAUAGCUCAGAGGAUUCUAUGGGAUUCAAUGGAUUUGAUCUACAAGAGAACAAUGAAAUGGAACCAGCAAGUCAUGUCUUAAAAAAAUUAAUUGCUGAAGCUGAAGUAGCUGAAACUCAAUUAGUAAAACGUUUAUAUGAAUAUAGCAUGAGGAAAAGUUUUAAUAUCAAGAAAGAUGAUGAUGAUUCAGAUGAUAAUAGAAUGCAUGACACAGAACAUAUAUUAGAUAUAAAUAAAAUAAAGAAAGAAAAAGAAUCUGAUAAAUCUGAAACGGAUUCAAUUGGAAUACCAAAUACAAUAGAGUCUGAAUUAGAAGUACAAAAAACAGAUGAAGCUUCACUUAAAUCAACAAAUUCAUCAAUUAUAAGUAGUCCAGCAACUUCAAUAAAAUCUAAAGGUACUCGUUUAUUGCGUGGAACUAGUCCAGGAAGUACUGGAAAACAAAAAAUAGCUGUUGAUAUGUCAAAUCCAGCAUUCAAAGAACCUUUUAAAUAUGGUUGGAAACGAGAAUUGGUAUUUAGAGCAAGUACUGAUUCUAGUCUUAAAAGAAUGGCUGAUAUUUAUUAUUAUACACCAAAGGGUAAAAAAGUUAGAAGUUUUAGAGAAGUUGCAGAAUUUCUUAAUACAAAAGAAUUAACUAUUGAUAAUUUUACUUUCUUCAAAGAACCAAUUGGUCUUGAUGAUCCUGAAAAGGAAAUUAUUAGAGAUGCGAAAAGAAUAAGAGGAUCUGGAGUAACUCCACCAAGAAGAGGUGUAGGAUAUAAGAAAGGUACACCUGGAAGGAGAGCUAUUAUAGAAGAACCUGCUCCAGUGCCUACAAAAACUCCUGCUAAAUCACCAAAAUCUAUGUCAGUAGGAUUUAAAGUGAAAGUGCCUGCAAAGAAAACUCCACAUAUAACAGAUAUAAAAUCACCUUCUCAAGAAAGAGAGAUACUUCCACCUCAAAGAACUACAAGUACAAGAAGAAGUCAGCUUCCUUCAGUAGAAAAACCACCACCUCCCAAACCUAAAAGAUUAUUAACGCCCAAAGUUCAAGAACCAUGCAGUAUAAGAUGCUCAACAAGUAUGGGAUUGAUACCAAGCUUACAAUGUCGUGUGUGUCUCUGUUUAUAUCAUCCUGAAUGUGUUGGUGGUAUGGAAUUUGCAGGAAGUGAUGAUUAUGUUUGUAAGAAUUGUCAGCAGGAUACUAACAAAUCUCAUCAAUCUCAAACGAAUCCAUCUUUGACACCUCCACCAUUGAUACCAAUUAGUAUGUUAGGCGCACAAAGUGCAAAAUCAAAACAUCAAGUAAAUUUAAGUCCUCCAAAACUUCAACGAAUUCCAAAAUCUGAUAAUACAGAUUCACAAUCGCGAAAUACUACUAAAAUAAUUAAAACAUCCUCUGGAACACCACAUUCUUCUUUAAAUUUAGAUAAUAAAGAAAGCAGUUGGUUUGCUCAAACAGAAAAUGAAUUCUUACAAAGUCAUGAUGGAAUUUUACCAAGACCAGCUCAAAAUAUUGCUUUAAUGGGAGGCAAGAGAUAUAUUGUUGUACCAAAAAAUAAUGCUAUGGCUGUUCAGCCGGCUAUAACAGUAAAACCCGACAAAAUAGGUGAUAAACCACCUGUACUGCAUGAUGGUACACUUACAGAUAUAUCAAAUGCUGUUGACAAUUCUAUGUCUGCAUCACGUACUUCUUUAGCAACAAAAUUUCUAGGAAAAGAUACUUUUGAUAAAUCAAUUGAUAAAGAUAAGACAAAAGAUAUGUUGCAUACAGAAGUUCCACCUUGUUCUAUAAUGGGAGAAAUUGAAGAAACGUGCAAUAAUAAUGAUAGAACUGAUAUAUUGAUUGCAAGUAAAUCACAAAAUAAUUUGAGCAAUAUGACAGAUCUUGCAUUAGAAUCUAAAAAAUUGGAAAAUUGUAAAGUACCUGAAAGAGAGAGCAUGAUAAAUAAUCCAAAUGCAAUUAAUACAAAUAAUGAGCUACUUACAAUAGAUACACGGCAUUCUUUGACAAAUAAUUUGGGUACUAUUAAAAUAAGUAGCAAAAGGAAACAAAAUCGACAAGAUAUAGAACCUCAGCAACAUUUUAUGGAUUCAGUUUGUGCUGGUUAUCAUGCAUUGUUGCGUAUUUUUCAAUACCUUAAGGUUCAAGAAUUACUUCGAGCUGCAAGAGUAUGUAAAAUGUGGCGAGAUUUAGCUGCACAUCCUUCUUUGUGGAAGACUGUACGAAUGAAAAAUAGUCAAGUAACAGAUUGGGAUGGUUUAGCAGACACAUUGCAGAGGCGUGGUACUCAACAUUUAGAUCUCCGAAAAAUGCUUGUAGCAGGCGAAUCUGAUAGCAUUUGGAAAAAGUUUUUAAUAGUAAUACCACGCGUAACUAGCCUUGUCAAAUUAGAAUUAUGUAAAUGUCCUGUGAUGGUUGUUGAAGAAGUUAUUAGUAGUUGCCCUCAAUUAGAAGUCUUGAGUGCAAUGUCAAUAAAAUGUGACUCCUUAAAUUUAGAAUCAGUUGGAAAUCUUAAACGUUGUCAAGAAUUAAGGCUUAAAGCAAUUAGUGGGAUGUCUCUGCAAGAAGAUCUUACACCAUUACAAGAAUUAACGCAACUAACACAAUUAAGUUUAACAUCAGUUAAGGAACUUGGGAAGAAAAGAAUUGAUAUAUUACAAGCUUUAGUGAAUUUGGAAACAUUAGAAUUGGGUGAAUGUUCAGAUUUUCCAGAUAAAUUUGGUACCACAGUUUUAAUAAAGUUACAAAAAUUAGAACGCCUUAGACUUGAAAAAGGUCAAGGCUCAUGUUGUACAUUUGAUAUUUUGGAUGGUGUAUCUAAAUUGCAAAACUUGAGUCAAAUGGAAUUAGUUAAUUUUGAUGUUAAGAAUGGUUUUGAUAAAUGUCUUGCAAACUGUAAAAAUAUUAAAAGGUUAUUAAUUAUACCAACAUACAUAUCUCAAUCAGCAACAUCUAAUAAUAUGGUGCUUGGAGGUGUUACUGAAUUAUCAAAUAAUUUGACGCAUUUCGUAUGGGGCGUCACACUUGAGUUAUUAAGAGUUACUGAAUUAUUUGUUGAUCAAUGUAAUCUAAUGAGUAAACAAGUUACUGGUGAUUCAAUACCUGUUUUAAAACCGGUACCUUGUCUAAAAUUAAUUGAAGAUGUUGAGGAUGAAAAUGACAAUCAAAAAGGUGAUGACAAACAACAACCAAAUUUAACAAAUCCUCAAGUGGAUAUAUUACCAUUACCCCAACUCCAAAAACUUUUAUUGACUGCAUUGCCUAAAACAAGGGUUAAAAUCUUGAAGAUUCCUUUCCAUGCUACAUGGCGGCAAAGCAUUUCAGAUACUGCUACACAAUAGAAGAAAAUGAAUUUUAAAAGUGUAUGAAAUAUAUAUACUAAAAAAGGAAAGAAAAAUACCUGAUAUGAGAGAA
This is a messenger RNA of Apis mellifera (honey bee), 4113 nucleotides long. RefSeq lists its product as uncharacterized. Bases 441 to 4040 code for a protein of 1199 amino acids. Gene Ontology annotation, molecular function: DNA binding; protein binding. Lineage: Eukaryota; Metazoa; Arthropoda; Insecta; Hymenoptera; Apidae. The transcript has 10 exons. The record is from RefSeq and is a predicted model, not a curated record.